This is a messenger RNA of Gasterosteus aculeatus aculeatus (three-spined stickleback), 3271 nucleotides long. RefSeq names its product tripartite motif containing 65 (gene trim65). Lineage: Eukaryota; Metazoa; Chordata; Actinopteri; Perciformes; Gasterosteidae. Gene Ontology annotation, molecular function: zinc ion binding; protein binding. The record is from RefSeq and is a predicted model, not a curated record.
AAAUGCCGUACACGAAUGUAUUUAUCUGUUGAAGGGAGGUCCACUCAUCCGUCACAGAUGGAGUCUCAGAAUUCAAGCCUGAUCUGCGCCAUAUGCCUGGACCGCUUCCGGAUCCCCGUCACCAUCCCCUGCGGUCACACCUUCUGUCAAAAGUGCAUCGCCACUCACUGGGACACCAAGAGCAAGUCUGGCAUCGGCCCUGGGUGCCCGAUGUGCAACGAGGAGUUCGCCACCAGGCCCGUUCUCAAGAGGAACGUGUCCAUGUCGGUCCUGACCGAGGCCGCAAACAGCACCGGCCCCUGCUGUAGAGAGUCACUCGCCAGGGGGGGCGAAGCGACGAGACCCAUGCUGCUGUGCGAUCGCCAUAAAAAGCCGCUGGUUUACUACUGCAGGCAGGACAAAAUGUCUGUGUGCUGCGAGUGCGGCAUCUCGGAGUGUGCAAACCACGACAAGGUGUUGCUGGAGGCGGAAAGGGAAAAUCAAGAGCUGCUGCUGGAAAGGAAGAGUAACGAGGUGGGAAAACUCACUGAAGAGACGCUGAAAAGUAUCGCAGACUUGGCUGAGAAUAUCAAUCAAGCUGAGGUGACUCUUCAGCAGACCUCAAGCUGGGUCAGUGUCAAGUUCUCCGCCCUGAUCAAGAUACUAGUUGAGAAGCAGGAGGCUACAGAGCUCUUUAUUCAGGAGCAGAAAAAAGUCGCCAUGAACGAGGCAGCGGCGCGGCAAGCGGAGCUCGAGGAGCGCUGCCAGAAACUCGGAGAGAGCCAGUCGCAGAUCGCAGCUGUACGUAACCUCUCCGAUACAGAUCUCAUCAAGGAAUCAAUGGUCCUGGAAGUCCCACGUUUCAAAGACAUCCCCACAGUAGUGACUUCAAACCUUCAAGAUCGAUUGAACGGCGUCACCGAUGUCCUGACCCGAGUCUCCAAGCUGGUGUUUGAGGACCUGGAGAAAGCUGUGAACGCCGCUGUGAGUGCGGACGAAGAAGGUUCACCUCAGGACAAAAGGCCGAUCCUAGCUGUCGUUCCCAGUCCGGCCGCUCCGUGCCACCCGGGGGGGAAGGAGGGCCUUACUGCUUACCGCUGCUCUCUGACCUUCGACCCCCGCACGGCCAACGGGCACCUGUUUCUGUCUCAGGAGUACCGCAAGGCGGAGCACCUGACCUCCGGGCCGCGCACCGUCCCGCCCCACGAAGCGCGCUUCGACCACACGUGGCAGGUGCUCUGCUUUCAGGGCUUCACACAUGGGCAGCACUACUGGGAGCUGGAGGUGUCCAAGCCCUGGGCCUACCUCGGGGUCACCUAUGAGACCAUCCCCAGGAAGGAGAAGGCCAAGAGGUCCAUGGUGGGUAUGAACGAGCUGUCUUGGAGCCUGCAGCUCGACGAGCACCAGCUCAGCGCCUGGCACGACGGCCGGCGGGAGAUUGUGGCCGGCGCGUCGCGGCACAGCCGCAUCGGCAUGCUGCUGGACUACGAGGCGGGGACACUCACGUACUACGGAGACGGACAGACCAGGCUGCACGCCUUCCACUGUGCCUUCAGCCGGGAGCUGUUCCCCGCCUGCUGGAUAGGUGAGGGAGUCAGCGUCACCCUCUGCUCCCCGUGAGCCGAUGGCACUGGCUGAGUCCCCCCUUUAAGACAUUUAGGUUUUUAAUUGUGUUCUUUUUCUUUACAAUGACUGCCUUCCUUGAAUGUUUUAAGCAGAGGCUUUGACUUAUUACAGGAGCACUUACCACACAACAAAAACAGCUAGGGGAGUUAGUGCCGGGUGCUAAGGAGCCCUCGGUUUCUAUUUGGACGACGACAACACUUCCUUCAUUCCUUCAAAAGUUUCUUUGUUGCAACGCAAGGCGGGAUCAUGUAUUACUGCCGUUUGAUUUUAAAGGCAAACAAAAUAGUGUGAUUACUAAGUAACGUGUAGUAUUGCCUCUGACUUUCUUUCUUUUUGGGAGAUCUGCUUAUUCACUUUCUUGCUGAGGGUAAGAUGAGAAAAUCAAUACUUGGUUUUAAAGAAGCUACAUGCAGUAGCUGGCUAGCCUAGCUUAGCAUGAAGGCUGGAAACAGCUACGCUGGCUCUGACCAAAGGUAUUGGAUACGCAUAACAGCGCCUAUUAUACAAUGUUGCCUGGCAACCAGUUGAGAUGGCAGAAAGUAGAAUAAAUAGUCAUAAAGUCACCUUUUCCCUAUGGAUUAGAAUCAGUGAGCUCUAGAGGUGCUGGUUAAACUAAGUUUAGUUAGCAUCUGAUUGCUGUAGAAUACUUACUCUUAAUCUCCAUCAGGAAGUGAACAAGCACAUUUCCUCCAGGUAAGAGCCUCCAGCCGCUCUUUCAUCCGGUCCGCUCUUCUCAUGCAGCGGUGGGAACAGAUAAAACCGACUCGAGUCGUACAGGCACACACACGAGAAGUCGUAGCAGUAUAAGACAGCCACACUUUUCUUUUUUACAUUGCUGUAGUACGGCAAUUGUUGAGGAAUUGCUCAGGCUCAACUUAAGUGGCCCUUGCUCUCUGGAAUCGCUGGUUAUACUUGAAUUAUUAAAUAAUGUUAUGAAGAACAAAAAGAAAACCAUGCUGGUUUUCUUUUUGUUCUCAGAACCCUUUCUCUCCUUUUUCAAAAUCUCCUAACAAGUUUUGGGUUUGUUUAGCAGAAUUCACCAAAAGAAAAGCUGUGAGCCAGUUUAUAAUGUUGUGCAUGUGGGACAAUAACCCACACCAGGCUACAGUGGAUAGAAUUUUACUAGGUACUGUCCCAUUAAAAGUACAACGCCUUUCUGUUGUACCACAAGCACUGAAUUUGGUGAAACCAAAUGGUAGGCUGCACAUCACUGACACUACGAAACUGAAACAAGGGACUUUGGGAGUUCACCCGGCCUGUACAGUUUUUUAAACUUUGACAGUGUUGUGAUGGAAUUUGCUGUGCUGUACAUUUGGUUUUUAAUGGUCUUUUAAAAAGAAAAAAACAUCCUGAGCACUUAAGAACGGAUGGCUGUGAGCUUGAGGCGUCGAGGUUCACGACAUCAUGCGGCAGAAUGUGGGAAGCUGCCGUGGAUUUGCACAAGUUGUCAGAGAUGGGAAAAGCACGUUUUCAGCCCAAUGACAUGAAACAUCAGCCCUUGUGCAGACACUGGAAUAGGUUUGUGUUCGGUACACUAAUGCUCUGUUUUAAGUGGGACACCCAUCAAUUUGUGAUUUGGCGAUGCUCAGUGUAGAAAUAAAGGCAAAAGAAACUUGUUUUUCACAUGAAUCAACAUCCGUUUAAUAAAAUCCAAUGCACACAUGCA